This is a messenger RNA of Ectocarpus siliculosus, 830 nucleotides long. Lineage: Eukaryota; Phaeophyceae; Ectocarpales; Ectocarpaceae. The record is from the annotation of a GenBank genome assembly.
AUGGCGUUGCUGAGGUUCUCUGUUCUACCCGCAGCGUUGAAGAACUACGGAUGCGGCAGCCUGGCAGUGUCCGUAAGGAUGUACGCGGGCGUGACUGCGCUGGCCUUGUCCCUGGAGAGCUUCGUGCUUGUCCCGAUCGGGGCUAGGAUUGAUUCGCUCGAGAAUAUGAUGUCGAGGAAGCACACGCUGCAGGAGAAGGCGGCUCUCGUGCUGGGGGUCGUCUUGCUGCUCACGUUAGUUUUCGGCAUCAGGCGAACCGUGCGGUUGCAGAUCGAACAAAUACAGCGGGACACCGCCGCCAGGGGCAGCGGUGGCGACGGUGGCGGGAGUUUGCAGGAUACGGGGAGGGGUGUUCCACCGAGAGGAAGGCGAGAGGGUGGUGCGGGUCACGGUUUCGGCGGGAGUCGGCUGCCGCCAGGGGAAGGGCGGUUUGCUGUCGCCCGCGACACAUCGCUCAUGGACGAGCACGCGGUUCUUUGACUGCGUCGGGCAGUCCUUUUGGCCCGUUCGCGAAAAAAGGACCAUGGUAUGCAUGUUCUUCCGUGAAAGGGAGCAAAGAAGUAGCCAUGGUAUGCUUUUCCGUGAAAGGGAUAAAGAAGUACCGUGGCUGCUAUAUGUACGUAGCUGCGGAUCACGCGGUUCUCUGACUCUGGCUGUCCUUUUGGCCCAUCCGUAAAAAGGAACAAAGCAAAACCAUGGUAUAGUUGCUCUUCCGUGAAAGGGGGAGCAAACAAGUACCAUGGUAUGCUGUUCCGUGAAAAUAUGCACCAUGGCAGCUGCGGAUCCUGGGGCACGGUUGAUAUUCCGGGAUGGAUGACGAUGUGUAUACG